UAUCCUCAUUCCAUUCGUACUUUUAUUUCGUUCGAAAAUAAAUUUAUUCAAAAAAAUGCCGAAAAAAGUAUUCAUGGACAUCACAGCUGAUGGGGCGCCGCUUGGAAAGCUGGUCUUCGAGCUGAACACUGAAAAAUGCCCUAAAACAUGUGAGAAUUUUGUGAAACUUUGCACCGGGCCGCCUGGUUUUGGAUACAAGAAUUGCGUGUUUUAUAGGGUUAUUCCCACUUUUUGUGCUUGUUCCGGCGAUUUUGAAACCCAAAAUGCUCGCCGAGACGGUGGAAAAUCCACGUUUGGCACCAAAUAUUUCGACGACGAGAAUUUCGAGAUUCUUCACGACAAAAAAGGAAUCCUAGGAAUGGAUAACUAUGGCUGGGAGAACACAAACUCGUCACGAUUCUACGUGACGUUUCGCGAAACUCCGUGGAUGAACCGAUUCCACGUGGCGUUCGGCGAGCUCGUCGAGGGAUUCGAUGUUCUGGAUGCUAUUGAGAAUCUGGGAAUUCUGGAAGGAAAUGGGCCGCAGCAGGGCAGGACAAAGGCCAAUAUUGUGAUUGCUAAUUGUGGUGUUUUUGAAUAAAUAAAUAGCAAUUAAACAAAA
Caenorhabditis elegans is the source of this 601-nucleotide messenger RNA. RefSeq names its product Peptidyl-prolyl cis-trans isomerase (gene T22F3.12). The record is from RefSeq and is marked reviewed. The transcript has 4 exons. Bases 56 to 580 code for a protein of 174 amino acids. NCBI's taxonomy places the organism in Eukaryota, Metazoa, Nematoda, Chromadorea, Rhabditida, Rhabditidae. Gene Ontology annotation, molecular function: peptidyl-prolyl cis-trans isomerase activity; isomerase activity.